AGCCUUUUUUUAUUUAUUUGGCCUUCUUUCAUCCGUUCCUCGUUCUCUCUUCUCCUCUUCUCGCUUCCUUUGGCUUCUCUUCGCAGGCGCGCUCGCUCGGCGCUCUUCCUGCGAGAGGGUCUGGGAGAGUGGGAGAGCCGGAGAGGGAGAGGGAAGGGAGGCUUGAGGCUGGUAGCUGUUCUGCAUGGGAGAGAUGGCGGUUCGUGAGGAGAAGGAGCAGGACCCGCGCAUUCCGCGCAUCGUUUCCUGCAUCCGCGUGGUGCCUGACUUCCCCAAGAAAGGGAUUAUGUUCCAAGACAUCACCACGCUGUUGCUCGAUCCAAAAGCGUUCAAGGACACGGUCGAUUUGUUCGUGGAGCGGUACACAGGAAGGGACAUCUGCGUCGUCGCUGGAGUCGAGGCUAGAGGCUUGAUAUUUGGCCCUCCAAUUGCUUUAGCUAUAGGGGCAAAGUUUAUUCCUCUAAGAAAGCCAAGAAAGUUGCCAGGUGAAGUGAUCUCGGAGAACUAUAUACUCGAGUAUGGCACUGAUUGCCUUGAAAUGCAUGUUGGGGCAGUCCAACCUGGUGAACGUGCUCUAGUUGUCGAUGAUUUGAUUGCUACUGGUGGAACUCUCUGUGCUGCCAUAAGUUUACUUGAGCGAGCUGGGGCAGAGGUGGUUGAAUGUGCAUGUGUGAUUGAACUUCCAGAACUCAAGGGUCGUGAGAGGUUAAAUGGUAAACCUUUAUACAUACUCAUGGAGUCCCGCUGAUUGUUUAGCCGAUACGAUCUGAGAUAGUGUAUAUUUUAGGAUUUCAUUCCCAGUUUGAUUACUCGUAGUAAAAUUCAAUUAGUUUAGCACGAUACUGUUUGCCUUAUGAAUCAUUUCUACUUAAGAGGAUUCCAACUGUUGCAAUUGAGAUGUUUAUUAUUCAUAUAGUGCUCCAAUGCAAACAACAGCACUGCAGUCAGUAUUACAAGUGUGUUUUGAUUGAUCUUCUUUA
Molecule: messenger RNA, 980 nt
Organism: Zingiber officinale
Lineage: Eukaryota; Viridiplantae; Streptophyta; Magnoliopsida; Zingiberales; Zingiberaceae
Product: adenine phosphoribosyltransferase 4-like
Exons: 6
Coding region: 185-748 (187 amino acids)
Biological process (GO): adenine salvage
Cellular component (GO): cytoplasm; cytosol
Molecular function (GO): adenine phosphoribosyltransferase activity
Source: RefSeq, a predicted model, not a curated record